Molecule: messenger RNA, 2299 nt
Organism: Solanum verrucosum
Lineage: Eukaryota; Viridiplantae; Streptophyta; Magnoliopsida; Solanales; Solanaceae
Exons: 7
Coding region: 11-2299 (762 amino acids)
Source: RefSeq, a predicted model, not a curated record
UUCCUUGCAAAUGUGGCGAAAUCUUGAGGGUGAGCAUGGGGUGAAUAAUUCCCGUGCUCGUUGUGGAGAAAGGAAAAUACAACAGAGGACUGACAUUGAAAACUCAAACAGUACAGGCCCCUUUUUAUUGUAUGAUCAGGGAAUUGUUAUGGGAAAUGCUAGCUUUGAAGGUGCCAAUGAGGCUUGUAAUGGACGUGUGGCGUCUCAAAGCCAGACUGUGUUGGAAACUGAAUCGGAGGAUAACCGUAGUAUUCUCUCAGAUCAAUCUAGUGAUCUUGGGGAAAUUGAACGUGAGAGGGUGAGGCAGGUUUUUCAGGACUGGAUGAGCACUGGUGUGAAGGACCAUUCUCAAUCAUUGAGUGUCUCACAUAAGAACAACUGCUUGGGGGCACCAUGGUUAGGGGAAAAUGAACGAGAAAGGGUGAGAAUCAUAAGAGAGUGGGUGAAAAUCAACAUUCAGCAAAGUGGCGCGGGUUCUCCAAGAGAUGAAGGCGCUGCUGAUACCGGUUCUCAAUUCGAACAAGUGCGUGAUGGAUCUUUGGUCAAUCAUUCUGAAAAUGGAGAGAGAAAAUCCGUGCGUAUGUAUUGCGGCAGAAAAGCCCUUCUUGAUUUGCUGAUGAAGUUUCAAAUGGAAAGGCAAAGAGAAAUUCAGGGCUUAUUGGAAAGUAAACCUGUAUCAAACUUCACAUACCGCAAUCGGAUUCAGUCAUUGCUCAAGGGUAGAUUUCUGCGGAACGAGAGAUUGAUGACCAGUGAUGAAAGAACUACAUCAGACGCUGCAAGUGAAUUGGGCAUACUGAGACAAAGUCAUACUGUAUCUUAUUUAAGGAAAGAGAUUUUAUCCAGAUUGGUCGAUAAUGCUCGUAAUUCUACAAAAGAUGUGCAGCUGAAUGCCUCUUCUACAGAUGACCUGAAUCGUCAUCAUCGAAGUGAACAGUCUCAAUCAAAUAAUGAACAAGAGAUAAUUGAUGAAUCCUAUGAUCAAUCUGAACUCGAUAGUGAAGAGAGGGAAACUGAUGGAUCUCAUGUAGUCGGGAACUCAGAAAGCAUUACAUCUGAGGAAGUAAACCAGCAAAAUUCGGUUGAUCAAAUAGCUGAACAUUCAAAUCAAAUAGCAGCUGUUGAAAGUGGUUCUCGAGGGCAUGUACGAGAAGACCAUGAACCCUUUCAUGAUAAUGAUGCACCAAGAAGUGAGGCAAGUGAUACUCAUGAAGUAUAUGAUCAUUCUCAUGGCUUGAUAAGUAGUACUUUUGAGGACUAUGUGUGGCAAGUUUUAUCAUCUCAGGCAGAGGAUCCACAGGACGUUGUCACGGAUCAUGAGGAAGGAAACUUGCGACAAUCAGAAGCGCCAUAUGAACUAGUUAUCGAACAUGGCGAAAGUAAGCAAAUGUCUUCUUCUGAACACAAUGAAACGACAAACAAUACUACAGAAGACAUGAGCGGAAGUUGGCAGGAAGAUUCUGCAAACCAUUGGUAUCCAGACAGUUCGGAAAAUGAUACUGAAGAACAAAUUUAUGAGCAAGAACAUGAGCACUGGCAGAGUAAUGAUUGGCUGGAUAUGCCUUCUAGUCAGAAUGCUGGAUCCAUGGGAAGGGUUGAUUCAUUUUACAUGCCUGAUGAUGAUAGUGUUUACAAUAUUGAACUUCGAGAACUUCUUAGCAGGAGGCGUGUCUCUAAUCUGCUUCAAAGUGGUUUCCGUGAGAGUCUUGACCAGUUAAUACAAUCUUACGUUGAAAGGCAAGGUCACGCUUCUGAAUGGUAUAUGGAUGGAACAUCAUCAUCCCCUGAUGAUACGGACCACGAGCUGCUUCAAGAAUAUGACAAUCAAGAUGGGCCUCAGAUAAAUAGUGAAUCUAAUCCCUUUGCCAUGACUUCACUACAUGUGGAACCUUCUCUGCAAUUGAUAGGAACAGAUUGGGAAAUCAUACAUGAGUUGAGGAAUGACAUGGUUAGGCUUCAGCAGAGGAUGAACAAUAUGCAGAAGAUGUUCGAAAAGUGUAUGGAAAUGCAAGUUGAGCUCCAACGCACGGUUCAUCAAAAUGUUUCUGCAGCCUUAAAUCGAUAUGCUUGUUCAACAGAUAUUGAUGCAUGUGAGGACAGUGUGCAAUCCAAAUGGGAUAAUGUGAGAAAAGGGAUUUGUUGCUUGUGUUCUAAUAGCAGCAUAGAUGCCUUACUGUAUAGGUGUGGACACAUGUGCACAUGUUUAAAAUGUGCAGAAAAGUUGAUCCAGCGGAACGGAAAAUGUCCAAUGUGCCGGGCACCAGUAAUUGAGGCGAUCCGAGCUUUUUCUAUACUGUAA